CGGAAGGAACAAUGGAGGACGUUUCUUCCUUGUAAUAAAGGACCCUUUUUCUUUCCUUCUCCUGUCAGACAGUGUCAGAUCCAUCCAGGUCCAGGGACGAGGGGACGGACCUCUUUUCUUUAAUAACAAAGAGAUUGAAACAAUGGAUAAUUCAAGUGAAGUUAUAGACACGGUCAGUGGUAAUGGAGGAGGAGACUCAAGAAAUGACGCCGCAGCUUCAACUUCGUCCGCUGCUUCUUCUCCGAGAGCAAUAACUUCUGGGUAUCGAUUGUUUGAUCGCCAAGACUCGCUUCACCAGCUUAUGGGUGCUGGCAAAGCUGCUGAUGUACUACUUUGGAAGUGGUGGCAUGUUUCUUUUGGUGUCAUUAUGGUUGCAACUGUAUCAUGGUUCAUAUUUGAGCGGUCUGGAUUGCCAUUCUUAACAAUUUGUUCUGAUGUGUUGCUGAUCUUGAUUGUACUGCUGUUUGUCUGUGCCAACAUAGCUGAUAUGAUAAACAAACAGCUUCAAUCGUUACCAGAGUUAGUUUUGUCAGAGGAAAUGGUUAACAGUGCUGCAGCAUCAUUUCGUGUGAAAAUUAAUAAUGUUCUUCUUAUGGCUCAUGACAUUACUCUCGGCAAAGAUUUUAGACUCUUUUUCAAGGUGGUGGUCUUUCUCUGGCUCCUGUCUACUGUUGGUAGCUACUUCUCUUUCUUCACUCUGGCUUAUAUAGGAACAAUCUUAUCCAUUACAAUCCCUGCCUUGUAUAGCCGAUAUGAAGAACGUGUGGAUAGAUGUUGUGGGAUAAUCCAUAGAAAAUUAUCACAUCACUAUAAGAUAGUGGAUGAGAGUGUUAUUAGUAGAAUCCCGCAGAGUUUAUCCAAGGACAAAGAUUCAUGAGUCUGAUGUACAUAUAGGUUACCGUUGAGCCUGCUUUACAGUUCAGAAGCUCAAACUCUGCCAAAACUCAAUGAUUUUGGUUACACCAUUAUGUUUUUAGAGCUUUUUCUUCUAUCAAUUAUGCACAUGAUCUUCUAGUUGUAUUUGUUCCAAGUCUGAGACAGGUGCAGCAUGCUGGAACACCGAAUAAAUGAUUUCAAGGAAUGUUCAAGUUUCAAUGCUAA
This is a messenger RNA of Populus nigra (black poplar), 1101 nucleotides long. RefSeq names its product reticulon-like protein B16. The record is from RefSeq and is a predicted model, not a curated record. The coding region runs from base 143 to 877 and encodes 244 amino acids. Lineage: Eukaryota; Viridiplantae; Streptophyta; Magnoliopsida; Malpighiales; Salicaceae. The transcript is spliced from 6 exons.